Rhipicephalus sanguineus (brown dog tick) is the source of this 800-nucleotide messenger RNA. RefSeq names its product male-specific histamine-binding salivary protein-like. The coding region runs from base 19 to 645 and encodes 208 amino acids. The record is from RefSeq and is a predicted model, not a curated record. Gene Ontology annotation, molecular function: amine binding. Lineage: Eukaryota; Metazoa; Arthropoda; Arachnida; Ixodida; Ixodidae. Gene Ontology annotation, biological process: symbiont-mediated perturbation of host defenses. The transcript has 5 exons.
AUUCUGCAGGCUCUCAGUAUGAAACAUCUUGGCCUUAUCCUGGUCCUUGGUGUGGCUCUUUGCCAAAAGGAUGAUGACCAGAAAAAAGAAUGGAUGGAUGAAGAGAGAUUUGGUAAAAGCCAAGACGCGUGGCAGAGUAUAAAGAGAUACCUAAAUUCUACGUACUAUUUAACAAACGCGACAUACAACAAUGACGACGUAUGGGGCCGAAACUUCACUUGUGUGUUCAUUAAGGGAUACAACGUGUCAGAAGACAAGAAAAGCAUCAAUGCUACAAUAAGAUUUAAGAACUCAUCAAGUAUUGCAUUGCGCACUUCAUUAGAAACCUUGACUGCAGUUAAGAUGUACAAUUACACGAUAGAAAAUGCCGUGAAGUACGAGACGCAAGGUGAAACGAACGAAAGUUUUGUAGACGCCCUUGUAUUCUCUGCUGAAAACGCUUGCAAUAUAUUCUAUGCUCCCAAAGCCAUUGGCUCAAACGGGAAUAUUACUGGAGGCUAUGAACUAUGGGUGACGGAGCAAUUUGUUAACUAUGUACCAGCGUGUUGCUACUUUUCCUUUAAAUAUUUGACAAUGGGUAUGCCGAUGUACACCAUUUGGAAUCGCAGUUGCGACAACACAUACAAUGCUUCCGUGGCUGCUUAAGGUGAUCAGGACCAGCCUCAAAUGUUUCAUAUAUUAGAUAAGAGAAUGUGGUUUCUUGUGUUGUUUCUUGAUGGUCUUCUGAAGCCGCCUUCGUGCAUUGUAAAAACUUGUCAUUAUUAGUGUCAUAAAGCAAUAAAGCCCUCAAAGUGCAAAUA